UGGCUAUGCGAGAAAACAUGGAGGCAUCGCGCGCACCUCUUUAUAUCAUCUUGCACCUCUCAUCUGACACGCCCACUGAUGGGAGCACAAGCCAGAAGCCACAUACAUACACGGUAUUCCCCUGUUGGUAGAAUGAAAGCCAGCGCGUGCUGUUACCGCCAGGGGAUUGGAGCAAUGACUUGUCAGUAAAGUCACCCACCCUCUGAGUAUCUCAGACAGAGUUAGAAUUGUUUGAGACACAGAGCAAGGCGGCGAGACACUGGCAUAACUGAUUUAACCAGACCGGGACAGAACGACACUCAAGUCCGAGGGAGAUGGAGGAGGAGAUGCUACCUGCAGACGAAGGUCUCUCUGCGCCCAAAAUCUGCAGGCAGCAGCAGCAGCAGCGGAGUCCGUACAGCUCCCUCAAGACCUUCACGAGCAAGCGCGCGGCGGGCAAGGCGAGAUAUGACAGACCCACAAUGGUGGACAUCCCGCAGCUCGGAGACCAUCCUCAUCAUCUCAGUCAUCAGCAGCAGCAGCAGCAGCAGUAUUCACAGCGCGUGCCGCUUCCGCCAGCGUCCCUCUCCAUCAGCAGCAGCCAGCAGCACCGUCUCCCCUGCGAAAUCAGGCCCAGCAGUAGAGUCGCGACAUCCAGCGCGGCAUCAGCGGGGAGCGCCACGGCGGCAGCGGCGGCGACAUCAUUUGGCAACCAGAGGAGGGUCGCCGGCCAGGAGCCCGGCAGAUACCCGGCGGGUCGCGCCGAGCUCAGCCACCAGUCUCCAGACUGCACCUAUGGAAUAAGCUCAGAAAACCGGCUCAUAUUGGAUGCUUUUGCCCAGCAGUGCAGUCGAGUACUCGGCCUCCUCAACAGCAACGGACGGCUCCUUGAGCCCCAGCCUUCUCGCGUCCCUCCAUCCUCUUCCAUCUCCUCUCUUAUAAAACAGGAGGACAGCUGCCUGUCUCCAGGAGAGAGGCUCAGUUCUAAGCCCAGAUCAGAGGACUCAUCCCUGGAGAACACAGGUGAGGAGAGCCAACGGGGCAACCACUGGAGCCAGCAGCAGACUUCCGCUUUCCUCCAGAUUUUCACAGAGUCGCUUCAGAACUACCUGCUCUCUGGACCCCAGUCAUCAGACAGUGAACGGAGUCGCCCGGUAGAGGCUGAACCGGCAGCAUCAGGGUCCCCGAGGCAGAUCUUAGGUGGCUGGGCUUCACCAGCACCGUCUGAAUCAUACGGACACCCCUCGUCCACACUGCCUGAGGAAGAUGAGGAGGAAGGUUGUUGUCCACGCUGUAUGGAGCUAGAACAGGAAGUUCUUAGUCUACAGCAGGAAAACGAGGAACUGAGACAAAAACUGGACAAUAUACCAGCUCCUUGCCAGAAUGUUCUGGACUUUUUUAAGACUGUUCUUCAGCACUACAACCAAUUUGUGCAGCCCCAGCCUGAAGAGCAGCUUACCGAGGGCAGUAAACAGCUUCUGGGAAACUAUCCUCUCUUCAUCACCAAUAAGCAGUGGGACGAGGCAGUCAACUCCUCAAAAAAAGAUGGCCGGCGGCUCCUGCGUUACCUUAUCCGGUUCGUGUUCAGCACAGAUGAGCUGAAAUACUCAUGCGGUCUGGGGAAGAGGAAACGUUCGGUACACACAGGGGAGCCGGGGCCGGAGAGAAGACCUCUCAACCCCGUCAAGGUCACUUGUCUCAGAGAGUUUAUCCGGAUGCACUGUGUUUCUAAUCCUGACUGGUGGAUGCCCUCUGAGGAGCAGAUAAACAAAGUCUUCAGCGAUGCAGUAGGGCACGCGCGGCAGGGCCGGGCUGUAGGCGCUUUCCUGGCCAGCGGUAGCAGCAGUAGUGGUAGUUUAUACAUGGAGAGCUAUGACGGGCAGCUCUCUCAGGAUGAGCUCUAUCUGAAGGGCUCGCAGAAUGGUUUGGGGGACUAAAGAAGAAAAAUACGUCCAAAUCAUGGAUCAAGGUGAGGAGUGAGCCCUCCGGAUCGGCUCAUACAGAAAUUGCAGCACUUACAUGAUGUUAACGUGGCUUGUGUAUGAAUAUAAUCCUUAUUCCUUCCUGUCAAAACAUUCCAGGGCAUUCACACCUACCCACUAAAUUAUGUGGGAUUCUUCCAAGCUUUUUUUGUUCAACUUAAACGGUUAGUGGUCACUAGGCAGCAGAGUUGGUUGAAUUCUACACAAUAUCAGAUUUAGUAUGUGCUCCAUUUCCUAAUUCAUUCCAUCGAAUGUGAGCAACAUGAAUGUAUCCAUUUUACUGCAUUGUAAAUAAUGAGAGCUUCCUUUCUUGUGUCAGAUUGGUCAGAUGUUCACACAGACAGCCUGCAAAUGAGGUGCUAAUAUGAUUUUCUGUUAUUCUCUCUGAUAUGGUUCAAUUUAAAGUGCUGCCCUCUAUUUUAUCAUAUGAUGUUGAAUAAUCUGUGAUGUUUAUAAAAACUGUAAUGUUGCGAAAUCAGUUUCAUAGUGGCUGCAGGAUGAUUUACUGAACUCUACAAUUUGUCCGUGUCUGUGAUUGUGGAGAUACAGUAAGUCUGUAAUAUAAUGCGUUGGGUGGCUUCCUAAUCUUUCCUCUGAUCCAGUAAGGAGGCGAUGUUGUUUGUAAUUUGUGUUGCUGGUUCUUGAUUGUAGUUCGUCAAGCACCACAAAGAUCAUGUUUAAAGGAUCAGCCGGACUUCAUUUAUUCUACCACAUUAUGAUAUUCUGUGUGACUGCAUAAAAGACUAAAUGAAAUGCCUUAAAAAGAGACACCAUCUACCACUAAGAACUACAAAUA
Molecule: messenger RNA, 2757 nt
Organism: Sinocyclocheilus anshuiensis
Lineage: Eukaryota; Metazoa; Chordata; Actinopteri; Cypriniformes; Cyprinidae
Product: BEN domain-containing protein 4-like
Exons: 5
Coding region: 315-1916 (533 amino acids)
Molecular function (GO): DNA binding
Source: RefSeq, a predicted model, not a curated record